GAGUGUCUGAUCAUUGUGAAAUGGCAGACUUCGUUAAGAGAGGUAGUGUACAGCUCGUCAAGAGGAGCAGUGUUCAGAUAAGACAAGCUGCCAAGGAAGUACGAGCGGCUGUGAGAGCACGACACAUAGUAGCUGGCCUCGUAGGAGUAGGUUUUGCUCUCUGCGGUGCAGUGGAAGUCAGUUCUUCAGUUGCUCUACUUGCAAAUCUCGAGGACAAUCAUGCAAUCAUCGAUACUUCUUGGCAUUGUGACAUGCUCGUCAACGUCAGUAGUCGAAAUCGCACAGAGGAUGUCCAAAUCAUUGCCUUCGAGCGCAUUUCAUUCCGGCGGCUCUUCUCUUCGUCGCUGGUUACGCAGGGUGUCAAGCACUGGGUGCAGCCUGGUUAGGAAUAGCUGCCCUUCUGGUCUCCGGAACAGCUCCAGCUGGGGCAUUAGCUGCGAUAGCUGAUCUCGCACCUGAAGAAUCCCCUUCAUGUGCAGCAGCCGCUUGUGCACUGUGCUCUACACUAGGUGCAGCAGGACUCCUAGCCGCCAAUUAUUUCGUCACGCAGGCACUUCAUGGAUCGAUCGCGGGUUCCUGGCGGUUGGUCUUCGGCGUGGCUUCACUAGUUCUUCUCGUAACUGCGGCUGUCUUCCUCGCCCUGGGAAAGGGCGUACCUCAGCCCUGGAUACCCUCCGUAGCUAGACCACGCAGUCAUGAUGUUAUUUACGAGCAAGAUGCCCUUGAACUGGAUUACGAGGAUGUUGGUGUGCAAACCGAGCCAUACGAUCUUUACGAGGUGGAAGACGUCGAGAGCCUCAAAGAGGUCCCACGAUCGUCCUCCAUCCACUCAAAACACUCCGUCGAGUCGACCAACUGAACUGGGAAGUAAAUGGCUGUAGUUAUAACUUAUUAUAACUUAUCAUUCAUCCUGCGGAAGUGAUGGGUAUUACGGGGGCAUUAAACAGUUUUCCCAUCCAUGGGAAAUGUAUUUGUCUUAUCGACGUCAGGUCGUUUGAAAUCAUCCCAUCAAUGGGAUUACGUAAAAGUAUUUGACGUUCGGAAAAAAUUGUCGGUUAACGCAGGGCUUUCAUCGAGGAAUUCUACUCAAUUGAAACCAGUAGAACAAGUAAUACAUAAAAAAAUUCUGCCAAGUAAUUCUUAAACGAAAAGUUACGACACAAUGAGUUAUACGGGAAGAUCACCAUCGGCAAAUAAUUUUUAAUAACAUUCGGCCAAAAAUAAAUAUAUUGCAAUAUUGCCACAGAAUUCUGAUUGAAUUCUUUGAGAAUUAUUAUGAAUUUUAAAUAGAAAUUUAGAAUUUCUCAAAGAAAGCGCAUAAUUUUUCUAUUAAUUUUUUUCGUACCUGUUCUUUCUCGGUUAAGUAGAAUAAACUAUUUGUUAUAAUUGUGGAUUUUUCAUUACUGUUAAUUAAGAAUAUUUAUCUGAAAGACCAAUAGCUCGAGGCUAUUACCCUGAUAUAGAAUAAAAAAUAUCUACGAAAUGUUA
Fopius arisanus is the source of this 1488-nucleotide messenger RNA. RefSeq names its product sialin. The record is from RefSeq and is a predicted model, not a curated record. NCBI's taxonomy places the organism in Eukaryota, Metazoa, Arthropoda, Insecta, Hymenoptera, Braconidae. Gene Ontology annotation, molecular function: transmembrane transporter activity. Gene Ontology annotation, biological process: transmembrane transport; monoatomic anion transport. Gene Ontology annotation, cellular component: membrane.